Paecilomyces variotii is the source of this 3094-nucleotide messenger RNA. RefSeq names its product mRNA splicing factor RNA helicase. Gene Ontology annotation, cellular component: intracellular anatomical structure; catalytic step 2 spliceosome. The record is from RefSeq and is a predicted model, not a curated record. The transcript has a single exon. Gene Ontology annotation, molecular function: ATP binding; RNA binding. NCBI's taxonomy places the organism in Eukaryota, Fungi, Ascomycota, Eurotiomycetes, Eurotiales, Thermoascaceae. Bases 419 to 2941 code for a protein of 840 amino acids.
GGAGAAGCAGGAUGCGCGGAAGAGAGAGCGUAGUCGUGAGGGCGAUCGUCAUCGGUCGAGGAAGCUACGCAAGCGAGACGUGGAUGACUUUGAGGAUCGAUGGGGUGAUGAAGAUUACGCUGAGGAAGAGCUCGCUGCGGACGGAGAGGAGGAUUUCCACGAGUCACCGUCUAAGCGGACGCGGUUGGAAGAUGGUCCUGCGUCGUCGCACUCUGAUGCAGAAGACGAAGACCUCGAUCCGGAGACCAGGGCCGAGUUGGAGCGGCAACGCGAUCUCAAGGAGAGAGAUGAGUUCGCGAAACGUCUGGCGAAUAAAGAUAACACCAAGUCGAAGAAGAUCGUUGAGGAUCGAGCAGGGACAGGCGAGGGUGCUCGACGGCGGGCGUUGGCCGAUGAUGCUGCGGCUCGAAGCGCCGCCAUGCCGGAGUUGAGAAUGCGUUCUCGUCAGGAGUAUCUGAAGAAACGCGAGGCAGAACGUCUUGCCCUGCUGCGACGACAGGUAGCGGAGGAGACGGCAGAACUGCGAGAGAACCCCAACUUGACCCGCAAGGAGAAGGAGGAGUUUGCGAGAAAUCGCGAGGUGCUGCGGAUCGCAGAGGAGAGACUACGGAUCGACGACUACCGCGAUGGCUAUAUGAUGCCGGAAGACUACAUUACGGAGAAAGGAAAGAUUGAUAGGAAGAAGAAGGAGGAGGCUCUCUACAAACGUUACGUUGACCGUGACGAACAUGGUCAGGAGCGCUUCGUGACGGAGCAGGAGGAAUGGGAGCAGGAACAGACGGCCAAGGCGAAGGCGCAGAUUUCCCGAGCAGAGUAUGUCGACGAGGGAGACUACGAAUAUGUCUUUGACGACGCACAGAAGAUCAACUUCAUCAUGGACUCGAAGCUCGAGGGUGAUCGCAAGCCCAUGACAAAGGAGCAGCGUAUGUUGGCGGAGCAGCUGGAUGCAGCUGAGAAGAAGGCUGCCUCCAUCGAAGAGACCAGGAAGAGUCUCCCCAUCUAUCAGUAUCGGGAGCAGAUCCUCCAGGCGGUGGCCGAUCACCAGGUCCUGAUUAUUGUCGGAGAGACCGGGUCCGGAAAGACCACCCAGCUCCCGCAGUAUCUCCACGAAGCAGGAUAUACGAAGAACGGUAUGAAGAUCGGCUGCACCCAGCCCCGACGAGUGGCUGCCAUGAGUGUCGCCGCGCGUGUAGCGGAGGAGAUGGGUGUGAAGCUAGGCCACGAAGUUGGCUAUGCGAUCCGGUUCGAGGACAAUACCAGCGACAAGACCAUCCUCAAGUACAUGACGGAUGGUAUGUUACUGCGCGAGCUGCUGACGGAGCCCGAUCUGGGCCAGUACUCUGCUUUGAUGAUCGACGAGGCCCACGAGCGGACGGUGCCGACGGAUAUUGCAUGCGGGCUUCUGAAGGAUAUCGCCAAGGCACGUCCGGACCUGAAGCUUCUCAUCUCGUCUGCGACGAUUGAUGCGCAGAAGUUCCAGAAGUAUUUUGACGAUGCCCCGAUCUUCAACAUCCCUGGACGACGAUACCCGGUCGAUAUUCAUUACACCUCGCAGCCGGAGGCUAACUACUUGGCGGCUGCUAUCACGACCGUCUUCCAGAUCCAUAUCACACAGGGUCGGGGAGAUAUCUUGGUGUUCCUGACAGGUCAAGAAGAGAUCGAGGCUGCAGAGCAGAGUAUACAGGAGACGGCUCGCAAAUUAGGUGGGAAGAUCCCAGAGCUCAUCAUAGCUCCGAUUUACGCCAAUCUCCCGUCAGAACUUCAGACCAAGAUCUUCGAGCCGACGCCGCCCCGUGCGAGGAAGGUGGUCCUGGCAACCAAUAUCGCGGAGACGAGUUUGACCAUUGAUGGAAUCGUCUACGUGAUUGACCCUGGCUUCGUGAAGGAGAACGUGUUCAACCCACGGACCGGUAUGGAGAGUCUGGUGGUGACGCCGUGCUCGCGUGCCUCUGCUGGACAGCGCGCUGGUCGUGCCGGUCGUGUCGGUCCGGGCAAAUGCUUCCGGCUGUAUACCAAGUGGGCGUAUCUCAACGAACUGGAGGAAAACACGACCCCGGAGAUCCAGCGGACGAACCUCAGCGCGGUCAUCCUGAUGCUGAAGUCGUUGGGAAUCGACCAGCUGCUCGACUUUGACUUUAUGGAUCCGCCGCCGGCCGAAACGAUUAUCCGCGCGCUAGAGCAGUUGUACGCUCUCGGGGCGCUCAACGACCGCGGCGAGCUGACCAAGAUCGGACGCCAGAUGGCGGAGUUCCCGACGGACCCGAUGCAGGCCAAGGCGAUCCUGGCCGCAGACAAGUACGGAUGCGUGGAGGAGGUGCUCUCGAUCAUUGCGAUGGUUGGCGAGGCCAGCGCGCUGUUUUUCCGUCCCAAGGACAAGAAGAUCCAUGCGGAUAGCGCCCGGGCGCGGUUCACCGUCAAGGACGGCGGUGACCAUCUGACGCUGCUCAAUGUAUGGAACCAGUGGGUGGACUCGGACUUCAGCUACGUGUGGGCGCGGGAGAACUUCUUGCAGCAGCGCAGUCUGACGCGAGCACGCGAUGUGCGAGAUCAACUGGCGAAACUGUGUGACCGUGUCGAAGUGACUGUCAGCAGCGCCGGGUCGAAUAACCUGAUUCCCAUCCAGAAAGCCAUCACGGCGGGCUUCUUCCCGAACGCAGCGCGACUGCAGCGUGGCGGCGACAGCUACCGGACGGUGAAGAACGGGCAGACGGUGUACCUGCACCCGUCAAGCACGCUGUUCGAGGUGAACCCCAAGUGGGUGAUCUACCACGAGCUGGUGCUGACGAGCAAGGAGUACAUGCGCAGCAACAUGCCGUUGCAGCCCGAGUGGCUGGUCGAGGUGGCGCCGCACUAUCACAAGAAGAAGGAUCUGGAGACGCUUGGUCUGGACAAGAAGGUGCCCAAGGGGGCUGGAGCGACGGGGGAGAAGAGUCGGAUCUAGGAUAAGCUCAGUGGUGUCUUGGAAAGCGCGGGGAGUUAUGCUAUUUGGGAUUGCUGUUUAUUAUAUACCAUGGUCCGGUAUACACUAUACUAGUUACUGGGCUCAAUGUAUCAUACCCUCUGGAUGGAUGAUGUAGGCGCAUAUUAAUCGCAU